GUCACCGUGUUUCUCAAAUGAUAUAAGGGGAAUACCUUAGCUGAGACAGUUCUUCCUUCUGCUCUCCCAGAAUUCCCAAACACAGCAACACCAUUGCCAUGACAAUAAUUGCUUCAGCUUAAAUUAUUACAAACACAAAUAAAUCAUUAGAAGCCACAUGCAAGAAUGGGCACCGUUCGGAAACUCAUUGUGGAAGUUGUAGAUGCUCGCAACCUCUUGCCCAAGGAUGGCCACGGAACUUCCAGCCCCUACGUCGUUAUCGAUUUCUAUGGCCAGCGGAGGAAGACGCACACCGUGCUUCGCGACCUCAACCCUGUCUGGAACGAAACGCUCUCGUUUAACGUCGGCACGCCCUCUGACAUUUUCGGCGACGUCCUCGAACUCGACGUCUACCACGACAAGAACCACGGCCCUACCCGGAGGAACAACUCCUUCGGACGUUUAAAGCUUAGUUCUACGCAGUUCGUGAAAAAAGGCGAAGAGGCUCUCAUAUAUUACGCGCUCGAGAAGAAGUACUUACUCAGCAUGAUCCAAGGCGAAAUUGGCUUGAAGAUUUACUACGUAGAUGAGGAGAUACCGCCUCAACUUCCACCGGAGCAGAAAGAGCCACCACCGCCACCGCCGCCUCCGCCGCAGGAAUCAGAGACAAAACCACCGGCUGAGCCUGAGAAAGUUGAAGAACAACCGAAGGUAGAGGCUGACGCGAAGCCGGAAUGUGACGAGGGUAAAGAAGAGACAACUGAAAACGGUAACGCAGAAGAAAAAGCAGAUCCAGAAGUUGAAAAGCCACCUGAGUCGGUGCAUGAAGAACCUGAACCAAAUGGAAGCGUGGAUCAGGUGGAUCCGGGAGUACCAGAAAUACCUGCGCAGCCUCCUUUAAACGUUGAUGUUAUGGCGGCGUCGGUGUCAAGGUCGAGUUCUGAGAUACGAUUCAGUGGGAUGAACGCUCCACAGCCAAUAAGAAGGGUUGCGUCGACGGCAAGCUUUACAUCGGAAGCUUCUUCUUCCGAUAGUGUUUUGAUCGAACGGUCCACGUUUGAUCUCGUGGAGAAGAUGCACUACCUCUUUGUUCAUGUGGUGAAGGCGAGGUACUUGCCUACCAACGGUAACCCGGUGGUGAAGAUAGCGGUUUCCGGUAACCAAGUCAUGUCCAGACCAGCUCGCAAGACGACGUUAUUCGAGUGGAACCAGGCUUUCGCUUUCAGCCGCGACGCACCAGAUUCUUCCCCCAUUCUUGAGGUCUCCGUGUGGGACCCCGCUAUUUCUGACGGUCGUAGCUUGCUUGGUGGAGUAUGCUUUGACGUAACAGAAAUUCCUGUGAGGGACCCACCGGAUAGCCCUUUGGCCCCACAAUGGUACAGGCUGGAAGGAGGUGAAGCCCAGCACGGUGAUCUCAUGCUUGCCACGUGGCUCGGCACACAAGCUGACGAAUCAUUUGCGGACGCGUGGAAAAGUGACACACACGGCCACGUUAACUCUAGAGCCAAGGUGUAUCAGUCACCGAAGCUGUGGUACUUACGAGCCACUGUUCUUGAAGCUCAAGAUAUCAUGCCGUUAACUUCGUCAAAGGAGGUUUCGUUUCAAGUUAAAGCUCAACUUGGAUUUCAGGUGCUGAAGUCAAAGGCUUCCGUUGCUCGAAACGGCACCGCUUUGUGGAAUGAAGAUUUACUCUUUGUAGCGGCAGAGCCUGUUAGUGGAGACCUCGUGUUCACUUUGGAAAUCCGGCAACCCAAAGCGCCGGUGACAAUGGGGAUUCUUAUGAUACCACUGGCCUCAAUUGAAAGGAGAGUGGAUGACCGGAACGUCGCGUCGCGUUGGUUCACAUUCGAAGAUCCAAACGAGGAAAAGAGUUCUUACAAAGGCAGAGUCCACUUACGCUUGUGCUUUGACGGAGGGUAUCACGUGAUGGAUGAGUCAGCUCACGUGUGUAGCGAUUUUCGCCCAACGGCGAGGCAACUUUGGAAGCCAGCAAUUGGCACAGUUGAGCUUGGAAUAAUCGGUUGCAAGAACUUGAUACCGAUGAAGACGGUGAACGGUAAAAGCUCAACGGAUGGAUACUGCGUAGCCAAAUACGGCAACAAAUGGGUACGUACACGAACUGUAUCUGAUACAUUGGAGCCAAAGUGGAAUGAGCAGUACACGUGGAAGGUAUACGAUCCUUGCACAGUUUUAACCAUUGGAGUAUUCGAUAGUUGGGGUGUAUUCGAAGUGGACAGUCCCAAAGAAUCCACUAGACCCGAUUUCCGUAUAGGAAAGGUACGUGUCCGUAUUUCUACGCUCCAAACGGGUCGUGUGUACAGAAAUACGUAUCCGCUACUAGUCCUGACACAUGCUGGUUUGAAGAAGAUGGGUGAAAUAGAGAUAGCAAUUAGGUUCAUUCGAACGACUCAGCGGCUAGAUUUUCUCCACGUGUAUUCACAACCGAUGCUUCCACUAAUGCACCACAUAAAGCCAUUGGGGGUGGUGCAACAGGAAGUGCUGCGGAACAUGGCGGUGAAAAUGGUGGCGAUGCACUUGUCGAGAUCGGAGCCGCCGCUGAGAAAGGAAGUUGUCUACUACAUGCUAGAUGCCGAUUCUCACAACUUCAGCAUGAGAAAAGUGCGUGCGAAUUGGUAUAGGAUAAUUAACGUGGUCGCCGGAGUCAUCGAUAUCGUACGGUGGAUUGACGAUACACGUGGAUGGAAGAAUCCAACGGCCACGAUCCUUGUUCACGCGCUUUUAGUUAUGCUAGUGUGGUUUCCAGAUCUGAUCAUUCCAACAUUUUUGUUCUACGUCUUCGUGAUUGGUGCAUGGAACUACAGGUUUCGUUCACGGGACCCACUUCCACAUUUUGAUCCCAAAAUUUCGCUUGCUGAGGUGGUGGAUAGAGAGGAGCUGGAUGAAGAGUUUGAUGCAGUGCCAAGCAGUGGAUCAUCGGAGAUGGUGCGAGCGAGGUAUGAUAAGUUGCGCACGCUCGGGGCGCGCGUGCAAACUGUACUAGGAGAUUUUGCCACGCAAGGAGAGCGCGUGCAAGCGCUGGUGACGUGGCGUGAUCCACGUGCCACGGGGAUGUUUGUUUUGUUGUGCUUGGUUGUGGCCUUGAUACUGUACUUGGUGCCGUCGAAGAUGGUGGCGAUGGCGGCUGGGUUCUACUAUCUUCGGCACCCUAUCUUCCGUGAUAGGUCUCCUUCUCCGGCGUUGAACUUCUUUCGAAGGCUUCCUUCUUUGUCAGAUAGAAUCAUGUAAGAAUUUUACUUUCGCUUUAGGUUAUGUAUGUAUUUACACUUUAAUUUGAAAGGAUAGCCACUAGUAAGUUAUAUAAAUACUCAUUGCAUGUGAUAAUGUGGUCUUUGCGUUUUUCUUUUCGGCUUUUUAAUGGGCUUAUGCCUGAGUGGAAUGAAGUGAAAGAAUGAAACUACGAUAAAUAAUAGAUCAUAGAUUCUCGAUCA
Molecule: messenger RNA, 3428 nt
Organism: Arachis duranensis
Lineage: Eukaryota; Viridiplantae; Streptophyta; Magnoliopsida; Fabales; Fabaceae
Product: protein QUIRKY
Exons: 1
Coding region: 166-3225 (1019 amino acids)
Source: RefSeq, a predicted model, not a curated record